GCCUUACAUUGCUCACAUGCUCUCUACUAUGUAGGCCGACCUCAGGUUAUGAGGGUAUCAAAGUUAUUUUAAAGACUGUUUCUGAUUUUAAGACUUUUGAUGGUUUGAACGAAAUUGCCAAUUUUGCAUGUAGGGAAGCUUUUCUACCAUUUAUGCAGUGUCGCAAGAUGACUUCACUUAUUUUCAUGUAACUGCUGUUGUGCGGGAAAAGAAAAGCGUUCGACCCGGUGGCAUGAAAAGCAACAAAGGAAGAGUAAUUUCCUACUCAGGUGUGAUCGACUUUUCCUCCGAGGACUGCUCGCACCAUCAAGCAACAGGUAGUCCUUUCAGGGUUUAAACCAGCCAAGCCUACCCCGAGUGACUCCGGACCAACAUGGCAGGCGCUGAAGAUGCGAAGGGGAAAGUGGAUUUGUUGGAGGAUAACCGAAUAGACUCUGGUGUUGAAUCCUUCCAAUCUUUUACGAAAGAUGACCCCUUUAAUAAAACGGUACGGGAUUCGACUUCUGAAUCCAGUGAAGCCAGGGACAAAUUUAGCAACAACACAGAGGAGAGGUUAGAUUCUGCUUAUGGCUCGUCGUCACUAACUGUUGAGAAUUUCAGUGAGAUUAUAGAGGGCUGCAACAUUUCGGAGUCUGAAGAUGACAGUGCGGAGAAUACAGAAUUUGAACAUAAAGAGAACCUUCUCACCAGCAUCACUGAAGAUGGAGACACACUCCUGCAUUUAGCCAUCAUCCAUGAAGAUGAACACUUUGCUCGUCAAUUGAUACAGCUGUUCCCCAAAGAUGUCUUGGACAUCCAGAACAACUUGUACCAGACACCGCUACACCUAGCCACCUACCUGAGCCUUUCUUCGGUGGUGCGGGGCCUGGUGGAGAGCGGGGCCAGCCUGGAGCUGCAGGACCAGGAGGGGAACACGCCGCUCCAUGUGGCCUGCGAACACGGCCGGGCCGAGUGCGCCACCGAGAUGACCCGGGAUGUCUCCUCCAGCAAGCUGGACCCUGUGCUGGAGUCCCAGAACUGGAGAGGUCUCACCUGUCUCCACCUAGCCACUGUGAACAGGCAGCAUCGUCUGAUGAAGCUACUGAUGAAGAAAGGGGCAGACCUCAACCUCCAGGAAGGUACGAGUGGUAAAACGUCUCUCCAUCUGGCAGUGGAGCUCCAUGACAUUGUCUCUAUGACGCUGCUACUGAACAAGGGAGCCGAUGUGGACGUGGCGAUGUUUAACGGCUGCACGCCACUUCACCUCGCCGUGGGCCGGCAGGACGCAGCCAUCGCCAACCUGCUCUGCCAGUCCGGGGCUGAUAAGCUGCUGAGGAACAUGGAGGAUGAGACAGCCAUGGAUCUAGCUGGCGGCAAUGAUGAUAUCCUUGCUCUUUUCCCUUUUGAUGACAUCCAAAUCCAGGGUAGGUCAGUGGUUAGAGUGCCAUUCUGACCGUGUACUUCUCUCACCACCUGAAUACUCUACAACUGGUGACAUUUGACCUCUUGAACAUCAUCAUGGAGCCUCGUCAGAAAACUGUAGCUUUACAUCAAUCACGUUUGUAAUUUGCUAUUUUUAAGGUGAUUUUUCAUUUAUAUAAAUCUUCGCUACAGGGUUAUUUAUCGUUGUUGUGCAGUGUAUAUGUGAAUGUGUGCGCUCUUUAGACAUUCACGUUGAAAAGUUGCUUAUUCUCUGCUAGCAAAGUGGUACAAAGGUGUAAUAUUAUUUGAUGGUUGAUACCCGUUUUCAAAUGCAGCAAAAUCAGCAGGAAAAUCUAAUGGAGACUUAAAUGAUACAUAUUUUCUCAUACAAGGUAACUGAUUUACUACCAAAAACAAAUGUAUGAAUAUGAGCGGAAAUAAUUCAAUUAAAAUGUUUAAUUUCCCUACAAAGUACACAGGGAAUCUACCUCUUUAUCACGUGUGUAUAAUAACAGAUUAUAGUGGGACAUUUAGCUUCAACACAUACAAAAUGCAUUGCUUUCGUGCUAUAAAUGAACAUUGUUUCAGCUUUCAAAUUGAAAAUGUUUUUCAAUUAUACUUUAGUCACUGUAAAUCUGUUGACAUGGAGCGAAGUUCUUUAUUAUCAUAAUUUAAUAUCUUUCAAUGUAUAUUUAAUUGAUCGGUUUCUGCUUUGAAUGCAUUGCCUUUCCAGUAUCUGUAUUGGUAAGACACAUUAAACAGCUGUAUUUUCGAUACAGUCAAAUAUUCCCUAUUUUACCAUCUUUCUCCUCCUUCAUCUCUGAUAAAUCAGGUAUGAUCCUUGUUAUGGUGUACUGAAUCAGACUGGCUUGUUUAGAUGUUUUGCCUUCUUUUAACACUUCCAAACUCUUAUAUUUUGUAAUAAAAUAAAUAAACCAAU
Molecule: messenger RNA, 2341 nt
Organism: Coregonus clupeaformis (lake whitefish)
Lineage: Eukaryota; Metazoa; Chordata; Actinopteri; Salmoniformes; Salmonidae
Product: NF-kappa-B inhibitor epsilon
Exons: 6
Coding region: 374-1432 (352 amino acids)
Biological process (GO): cellular response to lipopolysaccharide; signal transduction
Cellular component (GO): cytosol
Molecular function (GO): protein binding
Source: RefSeq, a predicted model, not a curated record